AUGGGAUCAUCAACGAGUGGAAAUUGCUCGUCGAUUUCGAUAACCGGUUUAACAAACUCCGGUUCGGAGUCAGAUCUCAGAGGGCAACGAGAUUUGAUCGACGAGAGGAAGAGGAAACGGAAACAGUCGAACAGAGAAUCGGCGAGGAGGUCGAGGAUGAGGAAACAGAAGCAUUUAGACGAUCUCACGUCUCAGGUCGGUCAUCUACGGAAAGAAAACAGCCAGAUCGUCGCCGGAAUCGCCGUCACGACUCAGCACUAUGUUACGAUCGAGUCGGAAAACUCUGUUCUUAGAGCUCAGUUGCUUGAGCUUAACCAUCGGUUAAAUUCCUUAACCGAGAUUGUCGAUUUCGUCGAAUCGUCUUCCUCUGGAGGAUUUGGGAUGGAGACUGGCCAUCAAGGAGGAUUAAGCGACGGCGGCGGCGGCGGAGGAGGAGGAUUAGGGUUUUUCGACGGAGCUAUGAAUUUAGGGUUUUAUAAUCAACCAAUCAUGGCUACUCCUGCUACUACUGGUGAUGUUUUCGACUGUUAA
Molecule: messenger RNA, 531 nt
Organism: Arabis nemorensis
Lineage: Eukaryota; Viridiplantae; Streptophyta; Magnoliopsida; Brassicales; Brassicaceae
Source: the annotation of a GenBank genome assembly